Durusdinium trenchii is the source of this 459-nucleotide messenger RNA. The record is from the annotation of a GenBank genome assembly. Lineage: Eukaryota; Dinophyceae; Suessiales; Symbiodiniaceae.
AUGCUGCCGCUCCUGUUCUUGCUUCUCUACAUCUCGCCCAGUGAUGCCAGCCGCGGGGAGGCAUCUCUGGAAGCUGCGAGCACACGACUCUCUAUGAGUGGUGUCAUGGAACAUUGCCAACGUGCAGUUGACACAACUCGCACGGCGAGCGAGACCAUCAAGGCCUUGCAGCAAUGUAUUGGUUUGCUCGAGGAGUUCGCCAAAGAGGGCAACCAAGCACGAACCGCCACCAAGCGAUCAGGGCAGCAGUACUCUGCUGACAUGAACCUCUUGGGUUCCUUCCUUCAGUCACUGGAAAGCCGAAUAGUGAAGACAUACAAGAAACACCAGCACAGCUAUGAGCAGCUUCGCUCUGAUCAGCACCAGGCUUUUUCGGGUUUCUUGGAGCGCUUGCAGACCAUGAAGGAUCCACUGCGAUCUCCACUCCGGACUCCUACGGCGCUGAAGGCUGUGGGGUAG